Messenger RNA from Lepisosteus oculatus (spotted gar), 2050 nucleotides. Lineage: Eukaryota; Metazoa; Chordata; Actinopteri; Semionotiformes; Lepisosteidae. The record is from RefSeq and is a predicted model, not a curated record.
GUCUUUAACAACUGGCUAACGUGAUGCAAGGAGUCACAGCCCACAAUUGUCCUGCAAAGUAUCCUAAUUGUCUCCCAGUGAUUGGCCAUCCAGUAGAGAAAGGGUUAAGAAAGCUACACCUGUCCUGUCAUAGACCUGUCUGCAGGCACCUGUUUCAAGCUCUCAGCCAAUCAGACAUGUCUGGGGCAAAUUUACCUGUCAGCACAAAAAAAACCUCAACACCCAGGUGAGCAUAAAUCAAACACUGCUCUUCCAGGACAUGACUGUUUCAUCUGACUAGCUGCUCUUACAAGUUGUCUGUCUUAAGGAAUCUAAACGGUCUCAUCUGGACGAAGCCAUGACCAAAGAGAUUGACUUGAGGUCUGUGAUGGUUCUUCAGAAUGAUAGCUUAAACUGCCAGAGGUACUCCUACAACAACCAAAUGGAUGCUUACUCAUACGCUGACAACCAGCUGAUGGCUUCGAAUAAGAGGAUGAAACCAAACAGUGAUGACGACAGUAUUGCCCUGAGCUUCUUUUACGACACGUACAACAAGGCCUCAAAAGACCAGAAGAUGUUCCAUUCAAACAGAGGAAAUGGCCUGUACGAGCCAAUUAAAAGGAGUUGCAACGGAGCUGUUCCAGAGCUGACCAACCUGGAGAAUCCAAAUCACCUCAUGAAGUUUCUAGUGCCUGAAAACAUUUCUGCGCCUCAGGAAAUUUCAGAGCUGAAUAAGAAGCCUCAGCUGCUGUGUCUGGAGACGGAGAAAAUGGAGAGGCAGCGCGUCGCUCCCUGCCCUGUCAAGCAGUCGCACUCGGAGGACUUCCUCAUGACUUCCGGCGAAGUGUAUGACAACUCCAUCUUCGACUCCAUCCUGCUCUCGCCACAGCAGAAAUGGGCGGCCGAGACGACUUUUAAAGAAGGUCCCCACGAGCCUCUGCCCUGCAGCGAUUUGUUCGGAGAGCCAACCAGUCCAGUUUACUCCGAAACCUACACCAGCUCUCCUUCAGACAAAUACAGGAAUGAAUUUCAGUACACGCUGGGUACUCCCCAGGCCUCCCAGCACAAAUCCUCUGAGAUUCCAAUGGCCUACCUCAACAAGGGACAGUUCUACCCCAUCACUCUCAAAGCCACAGGAGGAGAGGGCUGUGCAGGGCUCUCGUCCAACAAAGUCAAGACGGUAGUCAUGGCCGUGUUUGAGAAUGAGAAGAACGCAGAGACGCAGCUGAAGUGCUGGAAUCACUGGCAUUCCCGACAGCCUACCGUUAAGCAGCGGGUCAUUGACAUAGCUGACUACAAAGAGGUCUUCAGCGGUGUGAGCAAUGUGGAAGAAGUGGCAUUCAAUGCCUUGUCAUUCAUCUGGAACACCACCGAGGAAGCAAAGGUUUAUGUUGGGAUCAACUGCCUGAGCACAGACUUCUCCUCGCAGAAGGGAGUAAAGGGGCUCCCCCUGAACCUCCAGGUUGACACCUACGACUACGGCACAGGGACCAACCGCCUCAUCCACAGGGCAGCCUGCCAGAUCAAAAUCUUCUGUGACAAAGGGGCAGAGAGGAAGAUGAGAGAUGAAGAUAGAAAGCAGUCAAGAAGGAAGGCCAAAAGCGCAGAUUCUAGUAACAGCGGUGCACAUGGGAAACAGUCAGUGGUGUCAAGUUCAAGUGGCAGCGACUGCACCUAUUUCAAGGCAUUAGAAGACCUCGUCACACAGCCUGUCCUCUUCAUUCCAGAAAUCCACUAUUCCAACAUGCAGAGAUGUGGCCUGGUACUUCCUGUGACUCCAGAGGAGACAGAAAGGGCUUCUCUGAAAAGGAGCUGUCCCCCAUACCCAGACACAUACAGCCCACCUGUCUGCAAGCAGUCCAAGCGCGAGGAACAGCAAAGAGUUCUCCUGUAUGUCCGGAUGGAAUCAGAUGAAGUCUUUGACGCUCUCAUGCUGAACACCCCAACCCUCAAAGGCCUGAAAGAUGCUAUUUCAGAGAAAUACGGCCUGCGGGAAGACGCCAUCGGAAAAAUCUACAAGAAAUGCAAAAGAGGUCACUGUCCCCGAGCACUGUGAGCUGACUUCUUCAGC